Messenger RNA from Eriocheir sinensis (Chinese mitten crab), 1891 nucleotides. RefSeq names its product aspartate aminotransferase-like. Lineage: Eukaryota; Metazoa; Arthropoda; Malacostraca; Decapoda; Varunidae. Gene Ontology annotation, biological process: biosynthetic process. Gene Ontology annotation, molecular function: catalytic activity; pyridoxal phosphate binding. The transcript has 12 exons. The record is from RefSeq and is a predicted model, not a curated record. The coding region runs from base 484 to 1809 and encodes 441 amino acids.
AGACGCGUGUCUGGGGUUGGGGAGAGUUCAGUUGAGUGCCCCGCUCGCGAGCUGUGUGCAUCCGGUGUGCGUGUCUGCCGUGCCUGAUUAACUGUUCUGUGCCCUUCAGAGUUGCUGUACUGUGUGAGGAACCUGUCAUUAAACUAGAAAUUAGUGUUGAACGUGUAUCCUUUGUGCCCUGCCUCGUUCCUCCUCCCCUAGGUAUUUGUGUGGGCCGCUGUGAGUGACUGGUGCCCGUGUGGUUGUUCUGGGGAUCACGCCGCCUGCCUGCCCGUGGAUGGUGCUCUCCCCAUCACGACGACGGAAUCUUCCUAACGCAGUGUCACAGAGUUCGGCGUCCAUGUUGUUACGUCACCUGCUGAGCCCUGACUGAUGCAGCGCCGAUGUUUAGUAUAGCUCGCGUCCAGUUGUGUGCGAGCCCUCCACCAGCACGGCCACACAAGACUAUACCCGCCCACACGCAAAGGUGACUUCUCAGCAAACAUGAGGGACAAGGGAGAGCAGCAGGGCUUGGUAAAGGAGUCUUUGGCGAAUUCGAAGGCUGCCUACAACUUGGUGUUCAACGAGAAGGUCAAGGCGCUAAUCAAGGAAGGGAGAGACAUCGCCCACUUCGCCUUCGGACAGUCCCCCUUCCCCAUCCCCGAAUGUCUGACGAAGGCCGUGCAGGAGCAUGUCCACGUGCACGACUACCUCCCCAUGGCAGGCAUCACUGAGCUGCGGGAGGCCCUGGUGAGGUUCCACGCGCGCUACGACGACAUCAAGUUACAGCGGGAGAACAUGGUGACGGGACCCGGCAGCAAGGAGCUCAUCUUCCUCGUGUUCAGUACCUUCAGCGGAGACAUCCUCCUGCCGUCGCCCGCCUGGACCACGUACGCCUCGCAGUGUCGCCUCGCCGGGAAGGACCCCAUCAUUCUGCCCACGGAUGCCAGCAAGGGGUGGAAGCUGGCCCCGGGCGUGCUGCGGGCGGUGGUGCAGGAGGAGCAGCAGCAGGGGCGCUCGUCCAUGUGGAGACUCCUCAUCCUGACCAACCCUGGAAACCCAACUGGAACGUGUUACACUGAAGAGGAGCUGAGGGAACUCGGCGCGGUGUGUCGGGAGCUGAAAAUCAUUGUCCUGAGCGACGAAAUCUACGGCCGCCUCACCUUCAGCAGGAAGUUUGAGAGUAUGGUGAAGUACUAUCCCGAGGGCACCAUCCUGACCAAUGGCUUCAGCAAGUGGGCGUCAGCGGGCGGGUGGCGGCUCGGCUACGCGCACUUCCCCUCCGCCCUCUACCCACUUCAGGAGGCGGUGUCCAACGGGGCCUCGCACACCUACUCCUGCGCGCCCGCCCCUAUGCAGUACGGCGUGGCGAAGGCGCUCAAAGAAAGUUCCCUGGAGCUGGACCGGUACAUGGGAGACUGUGCUAGAGUGCUGCACGCCGUGAGUGAGUUCUGCUACAGAGAGCUCUCCAGCGUGGGCGUGGGCGGCGUGAAGAGCCAAGCCGGGUACUACUACAUGGCAGACUUCGAGGUGGUGAGAGAAGGGCUGAAGAGACGCGGCAUCACCACCAGCGAGCAGAUGUCCCAGGCCAUUCUGAAGGAGGCGGAUGUGGCGGUCAUGUCCUCUCACCCCUUCCUGCGUCCCGCCUCGGAGCUCACGACGCGCUUCUGCUUCGUGUGCUUCGAUGGCUCCGUGGCCCUCCAAGCCCUCAGGACGCAGCCGGACUCCAGCUCGCCCCUGUCCGAGGAGUUCGUCCGCGAGCACUGCCAGGCCUUGGUGCGCGGCGUGGAGAAGCUGAAGCAGUGGGUCGUCAUGAACACCGUGGCCUGAGGAGGAGGAGGAGGAGGAAGUAGGAGAGGAGAUGGGGAUAUGUUAGUUAGUGAAAAUAAUAAAACAAAACCUCCAUUAUAUU